CUUCAUUUCACAGAGUCAAUCGUGAACAUGGCGUUUCCUGUUGUGCGAAAGGAACCCAUCUACCUGGCCGACGAUGCAGUCUACUCCAAGGACCACUUCCUGGUCCCAAAUCACUACGUAAACUACGUGGAAAGCGUGUUGAUCCCGCAAGGGUUGAUUAGCGACCGUGUAGAGAAGCUGGCCCAGGACAUUCGUGCUGCGUACGAGGGCCAAACGAUCCACUUGUUGUGCGUGUUGAAGGGCGGCAGUGCGUUCUUCCACGCUUUGAUCGACAAGCUCCGUCUGUUCCACAAAUACAACACGUGCGACUACGUGCCGUUCACGUUUGACUUCAUCAAAGUCAAGUCGUACGACGGGUUGCAUUCCACCGGCAAUGUUCAAGUGAGCGGUGCCGACUUGACCAAGUUCAAGGGCAAACAUCUGCUGCUCGUCGAAGACAUCAUCGACACAGGCAAGACCAUGGCCAAGCUGGUGCCGUACCUCCAAGAGUCCGACCCAGCGAGUGUCAAGGUGGCCAGCCUGCUGGAGAAGCGCAACGUCGAGUCCUGCGGCUUCCUCGGGGACUUUGUCGGGUUCUCCAUCCCCGACAAGUUUGUCAUUGGCUGCUGCUUGGACUACAACGAGAUCUUCCGAGAUUUGGACCACAUUUGCAUCAUCAACGACGCUGGGAUUGCGAAAUGGGCGAACUAUUAAAGACCUUCCGCAUCAUCUAUAAUAGCCUAGUUAGCGUGCAACUACCUAACUUUACAUGCAAUCGAGCACUUUGGGUGGUGGUCAAUUCGUUCUAUAUGGGAUUCGUAGCUGGCGUUAUGGCGACGAGGUCGGCUUGAACUGCGCUGGUGUCCACGUCUUCACCGUAAGCCCAUGCAUACCACCGAUCUCUUCCUUGAUCACCUCGUUCACCAACCGAUGCUGUGCCACCCGCGACUUGCCCUCGAACGCCGCCGACACCACCUCGAUCUUGUACAUGGAGCCGCAACCGCCGGAAAUGUCAUCCACUUGGACGUGGGUGGCAUCAAGGGCCUUCAGAAGCGACAUACGCAUAGCAUCUUCCGCCGUCGUCGCAAAGGAACGGACGGCUGCGAGAGUUGGGACACGACCAACAACAGCACGGCGCAACAUCAUGUAAACGAACCAAUUCGGGGUGGGUGAACGGAACACUGCCUGGAUGUUGGGUGCGCCACUGUGCAUUAUCCGGAUCGCAUGGAUGCACGUGGAAGACUG
Aphanomyces astaci is the source of this 1224-nucleotide messenger RNA. Its product is annotated as hypoxanthine phosphoribosyltransferase. Lineage: Eukaryota; Oomycota; Saprolegniomycetes; Saprolegniales; Verrucalvaceae. The coding region runs from base 28 to 693 and encodes 221 amino acids. The transcript is spliced from 4 exons. Gene Ontology annotation, molecular function: hypoxanthine phosphoribosyltransferase activity; magnesium ion binding. The record is from RefSeq and is a predicted model, not a curated record. Gene Ontology annotation, biological process: GMP salvage; hypoxanthine metabolic process; purine ribonucleoside salvage.